This is a messenger RNA of Melampsora larici-populina 98AG31, 1239 nucleotides long. RefSeq lists its product as uncharacterized. NCBI's taxonomy places the organism in Eukaryota, Fungi, Basidiomycota, Pucciniomycetes, Pucciniales, Melampsoraceae. The record is from RefSeq and is a predicted model, not a curated record. The coding region runs from base 1 to 1239 and encodes 412 amino acids. The transcript is spliced from 7 exons.
AUGUGCACGCUUGACCCGGAUGCACCGGGGGUUGGAAAGCAGACGAUGCUUGAUUGGCUGCGUAUUAACCAUCCAAUGGAGACGAUACGUACUGGAUUAAACAAAGGCGAGAUAGCCCAGAUAGUACGGAGAGUGCAGCCUGAGACCAACCACAUCCAGCAUCAUGUCUCCACCACUACCAGCCUACCAGAGCCGAGUGAUCUCAAACCGACCAAAGCAGGCAUCCGAAUAAGCAAGAAAAAUCGGCACGAGACUCAUAUUUCAUCAAGUUCUACAGUUUGCUCUGCAUCAAUUCAACAGCCUUUGACCGACCCACAGCUUGCCUCGAAAAGAAAACUUGAAAUCGUUCCCGGGGGGAAAGUUCACUUAGGAAAGCGAUCGGUGUCAGGUGAGACCAACCGUCAAUCAAAAAAGAGGGUUCUAUCAGGCACUCAAAGUGUUGUAAAUAGCACCGAUGACUCUGACUCCACUCCAAAUGUGAAAUUGGAAACAACUUCAGACAGUUCUGAAGCUCGUCAUAAGCAGUCAAAAUCGGAUCCAAGCGAUUUGUCCCCCAGUCCCAAAUACGGACAAUCUUACAUCAAUCCAGCCAUCUUGCCCUCUCACAAGAAAAAACUUCAAACUCCUCCAAAUUCUGCACGUGGAUCCUCUGAACUUCAAUCAAAUACUCUCAUCGACUUGGGUGCAGACAACAAUGACAUUUUGGAGGGCGGGACAACAACUCAGCCAAGAGACUUGAUGGAGUUUGCUGACCGCGAUUGGUUUGAGACCGAAAAUACAACGGUUGGACAAGACGUACCUCCGAUUACAAACAAUGGCCCAAUUGUUUCUGGCGUGGAUGUUUUUCUGAAAGAAAGAGAACAUGGACAAAAAGUCGCGUAUCUCAACAACGUCAUAGAGAGUCUCAAAUCCCAGGUUGACACGAGUGAACAGUCCAGGCUUGAUGAUGUAGCUAGCAUACAACACAAACAAAACAAACAAGAUGACACAAUCCACAGACUUCAACGUUCGGUGGGGUUCCUCGAGGAAAAGGUUGAGAUGUUUGAUGGACUCAAGGAGCAGUUGAAUAGUCUAGAAACUGAAGUGAAAGAAUUGCGGAAGUCAUUAGGGGAAGCUGUCACUGAACUCGGAGCCCAGGAGGAGAUAAUCACGAAAUUAAUACAUAUGCAGGAGGAAGAUGGGGAUGAAGAUGACUCCCAAGAAUAUGACUCCCAAGAAGAUGAUUCAAAUUCACUUUGA